ACCGGAUAUGGGAGCAUCUGUGUCUUGACAAGAGCUAUGUUUUGCUUUUAUGAGUCGUUCUAACGUUUCUUAAUUUUUUUGUUUUUUUUGUUUUUUGUUAUUUCUGAAUGCCUGGUUCGGCAACAGACUGCCGUAACCAAUGCUAAUAGAGAUGCUUUUAUGAACGUGAUUUUAAAUUGCUGCUGCCGUUCAAAACAAUCAAACAAAGUACGAGGCUCGUUGUUUCAGCAACACGGAAAACGUUUUAUUAUAUUUUUUUGAAUUAGAUUCCCCCCCCCCCCACAAUUAAAAUAGUCUUGUCAGUCUCUGGAAUUAUAUAUUUUAUGUUUUAAUCCCCCCCCUCUACUGCCUCUGCUCGGAAUUCUGGGCCAGUGGAUCAAGAUGGAGGCUACCGAAGCAUCCGCCCACGCUCUCCUCCAGCAACCGUGGCUUCCUGUCAUCAUCGAUGGCACCCACCUCCUGGCCAAGAGCUCCUUUGGGGAGACGAUGUACCACAUCCUUCUCACUGACCUUCAUAGCGUGUGGGAAGAGACGAUGCACUCAGCUGCUAUCCAGAGCCGCGCUCAGGAGCUGAACAAGCGUUUGGAAGCCCCUGUCAAAGCGUUCUUCUCGCACUUGUGCGAGGUGGUUCGACCCAGUUUGUCGGGCAGCAGUCAGCCACCCGAAGGCGAAGCUGGCAUCUCUGUGAUGCAACUGAAUGAAGGCAGCUUAAACCUGAGGCUGAAGAGCAAGCUCGCAGGUCUGCCGUUCUAUUGGGAGUUUCGCUGCACUCCUGCUCCCAUCAGCGUGGUUUGUCUUCAUCUGGUGCAGCCCUUGUUAUCUAUGAGCCACGUGCUGCACCAGAAGGUGGAGCAACUGGAAGAUUUGCUGCUCAGGAAGGAUGCUGAGAUCCAGGACUACAAAGAGAAUGGAGGCACACUCAGCAGAGCACGCUUGCAGACGGACAUUUUUGAGCGGCACACCUUCAAAGGCGACUUCCUGGCAAAGACUCUUCCUGUGGUCUGUUCUGAGCGUCACGGUGUCCGAGACUUCGGAGGCGACCUUCAGGAGCUUUACACUGCGGUGGCUGGGCAAGGAAAUUCGCGCAAGCGCAAACUGUCUGAGCCGGACGCUUUAGUUGCCAAAGGUCCUGACCACACCAUUUCCUCAGGCGCCGAGGAAAAUGAAGCUGUCAGCGAGCAGAAUCACACCAGUCCAGUGGAGGAAGCAGGAGAUCACAUAAUCCACACAUCUUCAGCAAAGCAGCAGUUGGUCACCUGCGGCCGUGCUGAACGAGUGGCGUCCAAAGCAAAGAAGAAGAAAGCUGUGGGAUUGUUUAGAUGAACGCCAUUGUCAAAAAACAAUUUUUUAAAGGGAAUUUUUAAUUGAGUUACUUUUAAAAAAUAUUUUAAUCUUUUAGACUUAAUGUUAAUAAACUAUUAUUAUGAUUUUUAAAAUGGGAAGUAGGCCUUUUUGUGAGGAUUCAUAUGUAAAUAAAUGACUUUUCUAUUGAAUCAAACAAGAAGUCAAAAUCUUUGAUUUACUGAAUCAGCCGCAGAAAAUGUUUACAACAGCUACGCGAUCUCAACGCAAAUUGUAGGUAUUUUGUAUAGAACAGUGGUUCUUAAGCUGAGUUCGAUCAAACCCCUGGGGUUCGGUAUAAAAGUCUAAGGUAGGGGUGUCCAAACUUUUAGCAAAGGGGGCCAGAUUUGGUGUGGUAAAAAUGGGGGGGGCCAACCUUGACUGACGUCCUUUACGUAGAACAAUAUAUUUAAGCAAAUUUUAGCAAUCCAUUAUGUGUGUCACAUUUGCUUUUUUUUUUUUUUUUAAUUAAUUAAACAAUUUCGCAACCAUCCUAUGUGGCGUUCUCUUUCGACUCUUGGGCUCUUGUGAAAUACUGCUGCUGAAAAAUUAAACUAGCUUCAAGUUGCUUCAAUUUCUCGCUUCAUAUCUUCCUUGUAAUCUUGUCAUACAUGUCAGCGUGUCUUGUUUGGUAAUAUCGCCUCACAUUGAACUCUAAAAAGCUUCAACUGUCUCUUUGCAAAUGAGGCAGACACAGUUGUUGCGUAUUUUAGUGAAGAAAUAGUUCAAUUUCCACCUAUCCUUGAAGCGUCGGCCGUCACAGUCAACUUUUUUUUUGUUUUUUUGUUGAUUGACGCCAUUUUAGAAAAUUGGGAGUAAAAGGUCACACGGGGUAAUGUUGCUUAGAGUGCUGCUGCCUUUUUGUGGGUAAAUGAGGAGCAGCAUUUAGUGUGUACGCUACUUCAUAUGCUGGUAGCAGUACUGCUGACAAAUUUAUUAAGUCUGUGUUCGGCCCAGAUUUUAUUGAUUAUAUGACAGAGGCUGGGGGGCCGGAUGAAAUUUGACCACGGGCCGCAUUUGGCCCCCGGGCCGGACUUUAGACAUGUCUGGUCUAAGGGGUCGGCGUACAUUGACUAAAGGCAAAGUGUCGUUUUGACUUACAGUAGUUUUAGACUGUGUUGCCCCAAUUUACAAGCUUACCGUAAUUCAGUUUCUUUCAACUGAGAGGAGAAUCUGGUUUGCUCAGUAGAAGGUUGACCCGUACUUUGUACGAGGAAGUAUAACCAAAAAAAAAAACAUUUCCGUCGAAUUUUACACUAUGAAAAUAUUAUGUGAUGCAAGGAUGCAAAACUAAAACAAGAAUCUAGACGUGAAAACAAUAUUCAUUUUCCAAAGUGAACAUCAACAGCAAAAGGCACAAUUAUUUGUAAUAUAUUUGAGAUUUGAGGUAAUUCGAAUGGGAAUUCACUCUUAUAUUAUAUAUUGGGUUGUUCUGAUCAUGUUUUUUUUGCUCCCGAUCCGAUCGUUUUAGUUUGAGUAUCUGCCGAUCCCGAUAUUUCCCGAUCCGAUUGCUUUUUUUUGCUCCCGAUUCAAUUCCAAUCAUUCCCGAUAAUUUUUCCCGAUCAUAUACAUUUUGGCAAAGCAUUAAGAAAAAAAUGAAUAAAACUCGGACAAAUAUAUACAUUCAACAUACAGUACAUAAGCACUGUAUUUGUUUAUUAUGACAAUAAAUCCUCAAGAUGGCAUUUACAUUAUUAACAUUCUUUCUGUGAGAGGGAUCCACGGAUAGAAAGACUUGUGACUUUGUAUAUUGUGACUAAAUAUUGACAUCUAGGGUAUUUGUUGAGCUUUCAGUAAAUGAUACUGCAGCCAUGCCCCAAUGCAUGAUGGGAAGUGGAACCAUGAUGGGAAGUGACUGUGCGUCGUGCUACCAAUGGAUAUAUUUUCUCUGCUUUGGGAAAUAAUUUAAGGUGUUAAGAUGAAGAUCAAUUGCCACCUUGUUUCCCCACAUUGCUUCCUAUGAUAUUUCUAAUCAUAGGGAGAGGGAUUGCAAGGCUUUAGCCAAUUGAAGAAAGGCACCAAAGGCUGCCAAAAUUCACUCUACUCAUUUAGCGCUGCCUUUUAUCUCUCUAUAAAGGUAAAACGGCGUCAUUACAGAUUGAGCCCAACAAUGAGUGAGAGGGUCGUGCAGCGCAUACAUUAAUUGCGUUAAGUAUUUUAACGUGACAAAUUUUUAGUAAAUUAAUUGCCGCCGUUAUCGGGAUAUUUUUGAUAACCCUACCUUAAGCCUAAAUUAAAGACUCUGGAUGAGUGUAACAUAUUAUGUCUGUAACGUUAAAUACAAUUAGAAAACGAUUUAAUUAAAAAAAAAAAAAUAUAUAUAUAUAUAUAUAUAUAUAUUAAAAAAAAGCAUGGUCGAUAUUUUUUGCCGAUUCCGAUACGUUGAAAAUGACGUGAUGCCCAUCGAUCGGGACAUCUUUAAUUAUACAGUAUAUAUAUCAGUUUUGAAUUAGAAAAAUUUUACUUCAUUAUUAUAUUAUUGUGGGGUUCAUUACUCUUAGCAAGUUUAAGAACCACUGGUCUAGAACUAGAAAAAAAACAUUUAUUGCAAGUGUUUGGAAAUGCUUUUAUGCUAAUGUUGACUUUUUGCUCAAAAACUGUGAUAAUUAGUGUGAAUGUGUAAAGUCUCAACUCUCAAUCCAUGUAGUAUUAUGUUGUAGGUGAAUGAUGUGAAUCGGCAAACCUUGACCCUUAUAUACGAGUGUAUCAAUAGGGUUUAAUGGAAAGUGUUAAAAAAAAAAAAGACUACUAAUGGAGAUUUUUUUUUGUGGGUCCAAGAUUUAAUGGGAGCCAAUGGGUAUUAAUUUUUAUUUGGGUCCUGUUUCAAUGUCAAAUGGACCCAAAUGGAGAUUUGUUUGUUGGUUGGAGAUUUGGAGUUCAAUUUCAAUCAAAGCUAAUGUGGAGUUUUGUUAGUCCAAGAACAUUGACCAUGGAGUCAAAUGGUCCAAUGUAUGUUUUUUGGGGGGGUGGGCAAGUGGAUUUUCACCCCGAAAUGUUUUAAAGAAGAACAAUCAAAAUAUUUUAAAGCUGGAAUGUUUGGGGGGGAAAAAUCAUCCGAAGAAUGUUUUUGUGGUUCCUCACUGAAUGUCAACGGGAAUUUAAUGGGAAGUUAUUGGUCAAAAAUAUUUUUUUUCACAGAUUUUUUUGAGGAGAUAUCGAAACCGAAAAGUAUUACUUGAUGCAAACAAAUUGUAAGUUUUAUGAACAAGUUUGCUUCAAACUGUUAAUUGCCACUCUCACUUGAAGUUUAUUCUCAAACUAAACAGUAAACAAAGAUAAUUACGCAUGGUCCAUUUAUAUGAACAACUCCACAGGCUCCUCUGGCAUACAUUAGCCAAUUAGCAGUCAUUUAACAAUGUUGGUCUUUACCUCAUUUACUAGCAUCAUGAUGAUUAAGUCAAAUCCAUUUGAACUGGAUUGUUCAAAUUGAUUGGACGUCUAUUGCCAUCAAAGGCACUGAGAGUUAAGAAACAGCGACUGAACAAAAACGGUUCAACAGGUUCCACAUGCGCACUGUACCAAUACUCACUGGCGUCUAUAGUCUUAUAGCCUUUGUGAAAAAUGACUACAGUAAUUUUCAGACUAUAAGGCAUAUCUGACCAUAAGCCGCCACCCACCAAAUUUGACUCAAAAACGGCAUUUGUUUUUAGAUAAGCCGCACUGCAGUAUACUACACAGCUGUUCUCACUCUAUUAUGGGACAUUUAUACGAAAAGAUAUUAACCGCUAACACCUUAUUUGACAGCGGCAUCAUAAGAUUGUCAUGAAACCAAAUGAACCACCAUGAAGCUUUGAACCAAUUUGCUGCAAAGCGUCAUUGCUUCAAGAAGCUUCAUUUGGCCAUUACUACUUAUUUCUUCAAUUACUGUUCCAGUUCUUUGAUUAAUUGCUAGUUAUGGUAUUUUUGUAACACCUUUGAUAGUGGCGCCACCAUGCGUGCACUUUCAAACUAUGGCUUGAAAUAUUUACGUAAAAUGAAUGAUAACUGUCCAUUUUUGCUUUUAACCAAGAAUCUAGACUGUUUACGUUCAUAUCUAUGGAAAUUCUGCAAUAUAAGCAUUUAUUUACAAGAUUUUUUAACUUAAAAAACUCAGUUUCCUGAUGGCCGCCAUGUUGGAUUGCAAAAUACCGUAACUUCGGCUUGAAAUAUUUAAGUAAAAUGAACGAUAACUGCCCGUUUUUUUUUUUGCGUUGAACAAGAAUCUAGUUUUACAUUCAUAUCUAUAGAAAUUCUGUGAUUGAAGCAUUUAUUUCCAAGAUUUUUCAACUUAAAAAGCUCUGUGUUUUGUGACGGCCGCUAUGUUGGAUUUUGUAUCUCUACGCAUGACAUUUAAGUUGCUAAAAAAUGUAUAUGUUAAAUAAUGCUAUUGAUCCUGAAAAUAUAAGUGAUUAUCUCUGCAUUAGGUGAUUUUUGUGCACCUAGUGUAAAAUCUGACAAUUUUACAGCCAUUUUAAGUUUUGUUAUACUUAUACUGGUAUUUGGCGGAAAACACUCAGUUGACUUGAAGUUCCGCUCUGAGACCCCCAAUUUGGCCAAAUUUCAAAAUUGUCCUAUAUUCACGUGUGAUGCAUCAUUGAAAAGCUUAAAAUUUCAAUUUUCUGGGGGGGAAGAAAAAUUUUGAACAGGAGGGCAUUUAAAAAAAAAAAAAAAAAAAUUAACAGAUAAACCCUAUCUGGAGGUGACAACAGAAUUACAGACGCCAUGACUUUAACGUGAUAUUAUCGCGUACUUACCUUGUUUCGAUCCAAAAACCCCAUGUAGCAUGUAUCACUGAGUGUCAAGACACAGCUGUGAAUGGCCACAGCUGGAUUUUGGGGGGGGAUUUUAUGGGUAAAACAUGGUAAUAUAACAAGGAUCGCGAUGCAGAAAUCGCAGACAUCAAGGAGUGGUUGAGGUUUUCUUUUUCAUAUAUUUACCCUUUUGAAGGUUGUUUUUCAAUUUUUCUUUGGAUCGAUUUUUUAUCAUCUAACAUAUCGGAGAAAAUGCGAUAGUAACAAAAAAAAUGCAAUUAAGCGAUCGUUAUGCAGUAGAUAUCAGUGAUGUUUUUACAGACACCAUUUUUUUCAUUGUGACAUAAUUUGUUUAAAGGUUUCAAAUAUGCGAG
Corythoichthys intestinalis (scribbled pipefish) is the source of this 6445-nucleotide messenger RNA. It is a transcript of the gene nhej1, whose product is annotated as nonhomologous end-joining factor 1. Bases 382 to 1323 code for a protein of 313 amino acids. The record is from RefSeq and is a predicted model, not a curated record. NCBI's taxonomy places the organism in Eukaryota, Metazoa, Chordata, Actinopteri, Syngnathiformes, Syngnathidae. Gene Ontology annotation, molecular function: DNA end binding. Gene Ontology annotation, cellular component: DNA ligase IV complex; nucleus. The transcript is spliced from 8 exons. Gene Ontology annotation, biological process: double-strand break repair via nonhomologous end joining.